AAUGUAAGAGAGAUAUGUAUUCAUUCACCCGACAGUGCGCGUUUUUUCGUUAAUAUUAUCUGUAUUCUAAAAAUAGAAUUUUGCUUGGCAACUACUUUCCAAUUUUGUGAAAUUCAUUCAGUAUUCAUUUUGACAUACGAGGGAUAGGAAUCUUUUGAAGAUGGCUGAAUUCUUCACUUCGUUACCAUCUUUAAAGAUAUUUACGUCGAGUACUUGCGACGAUUGGGUAGAUCGACUUAACCAUGGAUACACGUGUCUGUUGCUGAUUUCUUUCGCCAUCUUGGUCAGCACCGCGCAUUUGGUUGGUUCCCCUAUAAAGUGUUGGGUACCAGCAGAAUAUGAUGACGUUGACGAGAACACGAAUCCGUACGAACAUUAUGUACAUAAUUAUUGCUGGAUGAAAAAUACAUACUACAUACCGAUGUUUGAAUCUAUACCCACAGACAUCAAACAGCGACAGGAAGAAGAAAUAACGUAUUACCAAUGGGUCCCUCUAAUUCUACUGAUUCAAGCAUUCUUUUUCAAAAUUCCUUUCCUUCAAUGGAAAUUACUUCAUACGAAUUCAGGACUGAAUCUUACCAACUUGUGCAAAACUGCAGAAAACACGCAAUGCUCUUCGCCAGAAAACCGCAAAGGAGCCAUUGAAUGUCUCGUUUUUGACCUGGAGAAAUGGAUACAAAGGCGCCAGCCGUUUAAACAUAAUUCUGCAGAACGCGUCAAGGCGCGGUUGUCACACAUUUGCUGUUUAUAUUGUAAUAAAAGGGAAGGAACGUUCCUGACUGGACUGUACUUGUUCACCAAAAUUCUGUAUGUUGUUAAUGUCGUUGGACAAAUUUUUCUCCUGAACGCCUUUAUAACUACUGAUCAUGGGAGCAUGUAUGGUCUGGAAUGGCUCGGAUCGUUUAGGACUGGAACUAAAGUCAUGGAAAGUCAACGAUUUCCUCGAGUUACACUUUGUGACCUAUAUAUACGCCAAAUGAAUAACGUACAAACGUUUACAGUUCAAUGUGUCUUACCGAUCAAUUUGUUCAAUGAGAAAAUAUUCCUGUUUAUAUGGUUUUGGUUUUGCCUCGUUGCCGUACUUAGUGCAUACAGCCUGAUAAAGUGGAUGAUCUUGGUUGUAAUUAAGAAGAACAAUUACGAAUAUGUUAAAAAAUAUCUGAAGUUGGGUGGAAAAGCGCUGCAGACGUCAGAGAAAGAGCUGUGUAAAAAGUUUGCCGAAAAAUAUUUAAGGGAUGACGGUUGUUUCGUAGCUAGAAUGGUUGGUAUGAAUUCUACCGACAUGGUCGUAAUGGACAUGUUAACAGAUGCAUUUACUGACUAUAAAGGGAGACAAAAACCCGACAUCUCUGACUAAGAUAUCGUCUGAAUUAACGUUCUUGAAUAAAAUAAAAAUAUCCAUUCUUAACAAGAGAAAUAUUUGUGCACUUUUAAAUCAUAAUCGCACACCAUCAAAGCGUGUUUGACAAAUAUAGUAGAGGAUUCUUUUGAUAUUUACCAGAAGGACACAUGAAACCAGAUAUACAUGUUGAAGGAACAUUUCCACAUUUUGUCAUUGCAACAGUUCCACAUUUUGUCAUUGCAACAGUUCCACAUUUUGUCAUUGCAACAGUUCCACAUUUUGCCAUUGAAACAUUUUGCCAUUGAUGAAACAUUUCUACAUGUAUGCCAUUAGAACAUUUCCAUAUUUGCCAUUGAAACAUUUCCAUAUUUUGCCAUUGAAACAUUUCCACAUGUUUGCCAUGAAACAUUUCCACAUGUUUCCCAAUGAAACAUUUCCUCGUGUUGCAAUUGCAACAGUUCCACAUUUUGGAACAUUUUGAAACUUUUCCACACUCUGCCAUUGAAACAUUUUGCCAUUGAUGAAACAUUUCUACAUGUAUGCCAUUAGAACAUUUCCAAAUUAAUGACAAAAAAACAUUUGCACAUGUACCCAUAAGAACAUUUUGACAUGUGUGCCAUGGGAAGAUAUUUACAUGAAUGUCAUGGGAAUAUUUUGUUAUGUGUUAACCAUGGGGAUAUUUCAGCUUGCUUGUCCACAUGUAUAACAUGGGGAAAAUUUUGACAAUACUAAUGUAUGCAUACGUAAACUUCGCCAUAAUAACAUUUUUAAUGUUUGUAACAAUAAUUUACAAUGUGAAAACCUUAUCGACGGAAACUCACGAAAAUUGUCGACAGUAUACGUAUUAUUGAUGUAUGUUAUAUUGUAAUGAAUUUUCAGAAAGUUCUUUUUUCUCAGUGACACUGGGUACGUACGUUACAUCAUAAGAAGAUAUUGCCAUCGGGUAAUUUAUUUGAUAAAUAAAAUGUAGGUGUAACAGAGGCAUAAUCAGCAACCUUCGGAUGUUAUGGGCUGAAUAAAUGCCCGAUCUUAUCAAUAAUUUAUAUACGCAUUGUUUUAUAAGUUAUCAUAUUUUUUUAUUAUCCCGUGUGAAGAAAUUGAAUGUUACCAUAUGGCACACGUUCCACAAUGCGACGGUCAUAAACUUUCUUUAAUAUAUUUCUCUUUUCGUCCCAAGAGUAGGCAUGAAUUUAAAUUUUCUGACUGCAUAAUGCCCAUAAACUGUCUUAAUCAGUGUUUAUUUAUCAACACAUUUCGCGUCUAUAAAUAUUCGGAGCGCCUACAAAAAGUAGGUCGGCGAGUAAAUCGUUAAUAAAACAAAUUAUGAAGAAAAACAACAACAACAAAAACAUCA
Molecule: messenger RNA, 2696 nt
Organism: Ruditapes philippinarum (Manila clam)
Lineage: Eukaryota; Metazoa; Mollusca; Bivalvia; Venerida; Veneridae
Product: innexin unc-9-like
Exons: 6
Coding region: 161-1357 (398 amino acids)
Source: RefSeq, a predicted model, not a curated record